AUGUCAUGGGGUUGGCAUAUGGGCGUUUCUCAGAAGCAAAGCGUUUCGUAUCAAUUUAUUUCCGCUGAAAAUGAGAGGAUACGAUUAUUAGAACAUCUUGGUUCUCAAUUGGAACCUUUCAAGAAACCACAUCCGGAAUCUUUUUAUAAAAGCCGUCUUUUAAAUUUUCCUGAUUUACCAACUCCUCGCAAUAUUCACGACAGCUUUUGUGAAUCUAAUGAUCAAGCUAAGUCUUUUUCAAUUUCUGGAAUGUCUGGUGAAGAUGGAGACUUGGAUGAGGCACAUUUACAAUAA
Molecule: messenger RNA, 294 nt
Organism: Funneliformis mosseae
Lineage: Eukaryota; Fungi; Glomeromycota; Glomeromycetes; Glomerales; Glomeraceae
Source: the annotation of a GenBank genome assembly